Messenger RNA from Cavia porcellus (domestic guinea pig), 1013 nucleotides. Its product is annotated as gastrokine-3-like. NCBI's taxonomy places the organism in Eukaryota, Metazoa, Chordata, Mammalia, Rodentia, Caviidae. The record is from RefSeq and is a predicted model, not a curated record. Bases 54 to 629 code for a protein of 191 amino acids. The transcript is spliced from 6 exons. Gene Ontology annotation, biological process: regulation of cell population proliferation.
ACUAUAAAAACCAGAUUUAGAAAACAAAUGAGACAUAGAAAACUCUAUUAUGCAUGCAGUUGCAUAAGGUCUGUGAGAGAGACAGCAUGAACCACCUGAUUGCACUUUCCAUCCUUCUGCUCUUCAUAGUUCCCUCUCUGGCUCUGAUGAGCACCAAUGACAGUCAAGUUCUGGAUGGAUCUUUCGGGACUCAAGUCAUCCACGUCGAUGCCUUCGGAGGUGUGGUCAGCAUCCGAGACAACAAUGUUCUGAGUGAAUGGGAUGGAAUCCUGGACUACAAGAAUGCUCUCUUGGCAGCCAAGCUAUUUAGCGAGAUGGUCUGUGUCCUGGCCAAGAUGGACCAAGCAGUCUUCCCAAGUUUGAACGACAUUAAGAAGGCCCUGGUUAAGCAGGCUCCCAACCAUUAUCCCUCCACCCACGGCCUGACCUACACUGUCCUACCCGGCCGGGUUAAGAACCUAGCCCAGUACGGGAUGUUCAUCAAGGAUAUGUGCAGAGCCUUCCCCACCUACCUUGCCCAGCAGCAAAAAGAAGGUACUGCCCUGGCAAUUGACCCUAAUUCCUGCACUGAAGUCCAGAUUCUGUCCUUCAUGGGACUCUCCAUCUGUGGGGAGAUCAUUGGGCUCUGAGCCUGCAGGUCAGCCACAUGAAGAGAGGAUCUGUCCGCUCUGAGCUGCUGACCUGGUGUCAGGGUCGAGGGACCCAGACUGCCCUCUGCCCGCGAGAAGCUGCUCAUUUAAACUCUCUACUUCUGCCUUUCCACACAAUGCCAGGCUCUGCAUUCUCACGUCCUGGGUGUGCUUUUCCCUGCGGGUGACAUUAAUAAAGCUUCUUUCAUUACUGGUGUAGCAGAGCGGCUCCCCCGCCUGCAGAGUCCUCACUCAGCUGUGCACCUCUACAAUAUCACACACAGGAAGGGCCAGGACUCUCCUUUCCAGGACUUUCUCUUUGGGAUGUGCCCUGAGAAAUCCCUUGUAAAUUUUUGGCAAUAAACAAAGACACCAGGCACAAUA